This is a messenger RNA of Theobroma cacao (cacao), 1872 nucleotides long. Its product is annotated as alpha/beta-Hydrolases superfamily protein. Lineage: Eukaryota; Viridiplantae; Streptophyta; Magnoliopsida; Malvales; Malvaceae. Gene Ontology annotation, biological process: lipid metabolic process. The record is from RefSeq and is a predicted model, not a curated record.
AGCAUGUUGUCCCACAUUUUUGGUUUUACAACAUGUUAAAAUUGCUUGGUAACAAGGAUUCCUCCUAAUGGGUAUCGCCGUUAAGUGAAAACCCACGUGCACACACGUGUAAAAAUGUAACUACUCCGUGCUCCGACAGCUUUUAUGAUUUUGGCGCCUCCGUCGCUGUGCCUUUCACAUAUGGUAACUGCCCAACUAAAAAUCUCCCAAAAACGCCAACCCUUCCCUUUCAAAAAUUCUUUCACUCUCCACAACACACGCCAUUUUUUGUUUUCAAUUCUACUACUGAAUCACAUAACUCAGUUCUUUCCUACUUUUUUUUGCCCAUGCUUCUUUUCUCCACAUGAUCGCCGCCAUUUCUCCAGCACCCCGAACCGCCACUCCGGACCCCGGAAGGAUCCGUUUCCCCAACCCGAACCCGAACCCGAACCCGAACCCCAACCGCCACUGGAUUCGCUUCAGUAAGUUAGGGCUCCCGUUGUGGAAGCCGAAACUCAACUGGCGAUCGUAUGAGCGGGUGCAGCCGAUGCAGAUGGCGUGGGUUCGGAGCAUGAGUGGCGGUUGCUUCAAGAGCACGGAGCCGCCGCCUAAACAGGGGAUCAAAGUCGAAGAAGACAGCGGCGGCCAAGAUGUUUACGACGCCGACGCCAUGAACUCCAGGGUUUCGCCUGAACAUCUUGUUAUCAUGGUCAAUGGUCUCAUUGGAAGUGCUGCUGACUGGAGAUAUGCUGCAGAACAGUUUGUGAAGAAGCUACCUGACAAAGUAAUAGUGCACCGCAGUGAAUGCAACUACUCAAAAUUGACAUUUGAUGGUGUUGAUCUGAUGGGUGAAAGGCUAGCUCAAGAGGUAUUGGCUGUUGUCAAACGUAGGCCAGAGGUACAGAAGAUUUCUUUCGUGGCUCACUCUUUAGGCGGUCUUGUUGCAAGAUAUGCUAUCGGGAGGCUCUAUGAGCAUUCUUCAAAGCUAGAUCCAUCAGUUCUUUACGGGAACUCUUCAACUGAAAAGCACACAAAAUCUUCGCUGCAAUAUUUUGAGCAGCCUUGUGAAGAUAGAAUUGCUGGAUUGGAACCAAUGAAUUUUAUAACGUUUGCAACACCACAUCUUGGUUCAAGGGGACAUAAACAGCUCCCACUCCUUUGUGGUCUUCCUUUUCUUGAGAAAAGAGCAUCUCAGACUGCACACUUGGUUGCUGGAAGGUCUGGAAAGCAUCUUUUUCUCACUGACAAUGAUGAUGGAAAGCCCCCUCUUCUCCUUAGAAUGGUUGAUGACAGUGAUGACCUCAAAUUCAUAUCAGCUCUACGUGCAUUUAAGCGACGUGUGGCAUAUGCAAAUGCAAACUAUGAUCAUAUGGUUGGCUGGAGAACAUCGUCAAUCCGACGUCAAAAUGAACUUCCAAAGUCAAAUCUUCUUGUAAUUGAUGAGAAGUACCCACAUGUUGUAUAUGUUGAGAGGGAAACUACAAACAAAAUCCAAAACAAAGCCUUCUUUGUUGCUGGAGCCCAAACAAGUGAUGUGGAAGAGGUGAUGAUUCAAGGUCUUACUCAAGUACCCUGGGAACGUGUUGAUGUAAGCUUUCAAAAAAGUAAACAACGAUAUGUUGCUCAUAAUACAAUUCAGGUCAAGAGCUACUGGUUGAAUUCUGAUGGAGCAGAUGUAGUUUUCCAUAUGAUUGACAAUUUUCUUCUCUAGACGUGGACAAGUAUGGUGUCCGUCCUGGUGAUUCUGCAAUGGGUUAGGUCACUUAUUUUUUUGGUGUACUAUGCACAUUGUCACAUGAGAAUGUUGCAGUGUAUUAUUUAUGUCAAUAUGGUAACAUUACGGAUUUUGCAAAGUUGUGGUGAACUAUGUCCAAAUAGGUUCCCUUCUUUUUA